GAUCCGGGAAAAGGCUUUCAGGGGAAGGCGGACGGAGUGCGGGGCAGUUCCCGAGCCUUUCCCCGCUGGAAGAUGAGCGUCGCUGUGGAAGAAGCCGCCCUGCCCUCCAUCUCCACCUUUGCCGGCUUGGUAGCCCUGGAGGACAGGCAACCCGAAAUGAAGCUGAUUCCUCUUCCUCCUCCACAUGCAGAAGGCGCUGCCAACAUUAAGAGGGAAGCAGACGAGUUGGGCAACUUUGUGGACCUGGACUUCAUCCUGGCCCACACGGGCACUGGGCAACCCAAUGGCAGUGUGGCCUCAGUAGUGGCAGCCCCAACCCAUCACCCGAACCCCCACUACCCUUUGCCGGAGACCCCCGAGAGCUGUGGUACCACUUAUGACAGCGACAGCUCCAACUACCAGCCUUCUAGCAAGUUCUCUGCUGCCGCCACCUCCUAUUUGCCCAGCCCUGGGCACAGCUACGUGGCUGAGCUCUUCACCCAGGACUUGCAGCCCCACUGUGAGCUCCAGAGGCGGGAAUACACCGAGCUGCGCACCCCCAGCCUUGGCCACCCUGCUCUGCCUCAUGGGAUGCCCCUGGACCCCCUCCGCGUCAAGCAGGAGCCUCGGGAUGGGCAGUCCUGCAUGCUGGGUACUGCCAGUGGAGGGAGUCCUGAUUGCCUAGACCAUAAGCCCCUCCUGAUGCAGCCCAUGAUGCACCACCAGCCGCCACAGCUUCCUCAGCAUCAUCACCAGCACCACCACCAGGCGUCUCCUUGCUUCCCUGCUGGACCGAUGGGUCCUGGGCCUCAGCACCAGCCCUGCCAAGUGGGUGAUGGAACGGUGCAGAUGGGUACUCCUCAGCCUUACCCACGUGGUGGUGGUGGUGGCGGCGGCGGUGGGGGUCCUCACCUCUUCCAGGCUCCCCCCUUUGCUGGUGGCUCCCUUCCGCCCCACUUCCAUGGACACUUCAGCGUCUUUCGGGAGCCCCUGAAACCCCACGCCCAGGGCUUGCAUGGGCUAUUGGUCACACCACCCAACUCGCCAGUCUUGGAUUAUUAUGCCCCUUCCAUGCAGGGUGCCCCCAUGGAAGAGAGCAAGCCCAAGAAGGGCCGGAAGGCGGCCUUCCCUCGCAAGCGCACUGCCACCCACAACUGCGAGUUCAUCGGCUGUGGCAAGACCUACACCAAGAGCUCUCACCUCAAGGCCCACAUGCGGACCCACACGGGUGAAAAACCCUAUCACUGUAACUGGGAUGGUUGCGGCUGGAAAUUUGCACGGUCAGAUGAACUAACACGUCAUUACCGCAAGCACACAGGAGUCCGGCCCUUCCAGUGCCAGCUCUGUGACCGUGCUUUCUCCCGAUCAGAUCACCUGGCUCUGCACAUGAAGAGCUGUAAAGCUUCCAGUUUGGUCAGUCUGUUCAGACCAAUGAUGUAACUCCUCUUAAAGCAAGUAACAUCCACCAAUAAGUCUCCAAGCUGUCAGCAGUGAGUGUUUGGGAUAAUCCAGCAGAAGAAACUAAAGCUGUCACUUCUGGAACAGGCUAUAAAUCAAAAUAUAAAUGCUGAAGAAAGACAAAACUUCUGUUUGUAGCUUGCAUGAGAUGAAGUGUAUUUUUGCAGCCCAAUCCUAUGCAUGUUUACUCAGGCGCUGCAGUCCUACACAUACUCAUCUGAAAGUAAACUCCUCUGAACUCAAUAAGGCUUGCUUCUGAGUAGGCAAACAGAAGAUUGGUGGGACUUGUAGUACAAUCCUGAAUAUGGCUAUCUGGAAAUAAAUUCCCAUGAAGUUGAGUGGGACUUACUUUUACAUAAAUGGGUAGGAUUACAACCUUGGUUUUAAGUCAGUGUAUUUAGGAUUGCCACGCUAAAGUAUUCUUUUUUUUUCUUGCUCAGGGAUGCACAAAAUUAGAACUAAAGAUUAUUGUAAAACUUUGGUUUGCUUUUUCUGAAGGUUUAUGAGAUCACAUGUUUGUAAGAAAACUUUGAAAAGGUCACCUUUUGAAAGUAAAAUAGAAGCAAGUUGUGUUCCUUCAGUGUGAACAAUCACCUAAAGCAGGGAAAGGCAAAAUGCAGAACUCUAGGUGUCUUUGGACUAUAACUCCAACAUUCCUUACUCUUAGUUGUGUUGGGUGGCUAGGGCUGAUGGGAGUUGCAAUUCCAAAACAUCUGGAGUGGCACUUUGACUACCCAUGAACUUAAAGUUCCUUUGGGAGCAAGUCACACUGAACCUGGCAAGAGCUAUAUGUCUCCUAUUUGGUAUCUAGUAGAUGUUUUACACUACAGCUUUCAUAUUACCUGGUCACUUACCAUAUUGAGUAGGACUUACUGGAUCUGUAGUCUAAAACAUCUGGAGCAUGCCAUGUUAGAGAAGGCUAGUAUAAAGGAUUAUAACCUUGGCUGGCUAAUAUUGCAGACUUUUAUAUAAGUAUUCAGAGAUAAAUCCUACUAUGUUGAGUAGUCCCAGCUACAUAGGAUUGCAGUCAAACUGUUCUAGUUUUUAAAGAGCUAACUAGAUGUAUAUUGGCUUAAUUACAAUACCUCAAAUGUGCUUUAUGAGAAUGUAAUAUAUAAUUUUAAAAAGCAAGCGUUGCCUUUGUCUAUGGGAAAGAAAGCCAUCUUUAAUAAUUCACAACCAUUGUGCAAAACAGGGAGUGCUCCAAGAUUUGGAGAGGUUUCUGAAAUCCAAUUAGUGAUAACUUAUUCUUUUAAGAACAGUGAAACUCCUGAUUCUAUUCUUGUAAAUUAUCAUCAUUUCCUGAACUCUAAGCUCCUUUGUAGAAGCCCCAGAACUUGGAGCACAAAGGUCCUGUGUGUCCUCAAGGUUGGUGGUUUGGCUCAUGAGCUAAUACUUUUAAAACCUAAAAACUUUAAAGAGAUAUAUAUUUGCACCUAACAUCUGAUGUGUUAAGCGGGGGGGGGCGGGAGGUUGUAGAAAGCUAUUCCAGUUUCCAGUGGCAAUGAAUUAUGUGGGUUCACUGUGAGCCUUCUACAGAUGCCUUCAUAUGCACCCUGCCUCCUCCAAAGGAUGUUGGCCAUUAAGCCAGGUACUGCUGCAGCUGCAUUUUUCUCUAGGCAGCUUUUGGAUUAUAUUUUUGUAAAGGGCAUUUUUGUCCAUUUCUGCUAUACUUGAAACUUUCUUUCUGAGAGGAAAAGGACUAUCAACAUGUAGCUUGUGCAAACAUGUUGUGAUUCUUUUUAAAUAUGCUGUAAAUGUGUUUUUUAAAAAUAGCUUGGGUCUGUUUAGUAAAUGGCCUCAGCUGUAUAGUAUGUGCACUGCACCAGUCUGUACAUAUUGUUAAUUAAUGUUUGAUGUUGUUGCUUGUCAGGCAUUCCCCAUGCAAAAUGUUAGUUUUCUGUUUAUUCCGACCUAGAGAUAUUGUUGAUCUGAUGUAAAACAAUAAAAUGCAA
Sceloporus undulatus (fence lizard) is the source of this 3392-nucleotide messenger RNA. Its product is annotated as Krueppel-like factor 2. Gene Ontology annotation, biological process: regulation of transcription by RNA polymerase II. The transcript has 4 exons. The record is from RefSeq and is a predicted model, not a curated record. Gene Ontology annotation, molecular function: DNA-binding transcription factor activity, RNA polymerase II-specific; RNA polymerase II cis-regulatory region sequence-specific DNA binding. Bases 73 to 1419 code for a protein of 448 amino acids. NCBI's taxonomy places the organism in Eukaryota, Metazoa, Chordata, Lepidosauria, Squamata, Phrynosomatidae.